Molecule: messenger RNA, 6001 nt
Organism: Bombina bombina (fire-bellied toad)
Lineage: Eukaryota; Metazoa; Chordata; Amphibia; Anura; Bombinatoridae
Gene: AFF4
Product: ALF transcription elongation factor 4
Exons: 22
Coding region: 461-3886 (1141 amino acids)
Biological process (GO): regulation of gene expression
Cellular component (GO): nucleus; super elongation complex
Source: RefSeq, a predicted model, not a curated record
GUGAACCCCCAUCCCUGGCAAAAGCGCGAGGCGGAGUUUGAGUUGCGUCAUGUGACCCGCGGGCAGCCCCUCCCAACGGUUACUGAGAAUUGAGAGAUUCUCUUCACUUACUGGUGGGGACCGGGGUAGGUGCUAUUAAGAUUGUCGUUACGGCGUAACCCGGUGCGGGAUUUGUACAUGCGAAGAGACAGCGCCUUUUGGGAGAAAUGGGGCAGACUGACGACUGGAUCAAGCAGGCUCUAUUAAACUGCUGAGGACCUAGGAUAAUCCCCCGUAUACACGGUGAAGGGAGGAGUAGGUGCUUGUGGCGGUGUCCCUCCUGUGUCAGCGCUCGGGCUGGAGGCCUAGAAGGAGGAGCUGGAGGGUAUAGGCUUAGGAAGGCUAACUCUCCAAACAGAAGCAUGGUUGAAGCUCAGGCAUUCAUUUGGCAAGCAAUUGGAGAGGAGGUGAUGACUGCAAUAUGAACCGUGAAGAUCGGAACGUGCUGCGUAUGAAAGAAAGGGAAAGACGGAAUCAAGAGAUCCAGCAGGUUGAAGAGGCUUUUCCAUCUAACUCUCCUCUUUUUGCUGAACCAUAUAAAGUUACUAGUAAAGAAGAUAAAUUGUCAAACCGUAUACAGAGCAUGCUGGGUAACUACGAUGAAAUGAAGGAAAUUAUUACUGACCGUUCUUCACAAAAACUAGUUUGUAUACCUAAGCCAGCUGUUCCACCAAUUCCACCAGAUGAUAAAGCUGGUCAAGGGUUUUUUGGAGAUCAAAGACAUAGCAGCUCCCAUCAUAGUAGCAAAUGGACUCCUGUUGGUCCUGCUCCCAGCACUUCUUCUCAGUCUCAAAAAAGGUCCUCAUCCAGUUCACAAGGAGGGCACAGUAGGAGUAGUGGCAGUAGCCAGAGACAUGACAGAGAGUCCUACAGCAGCAGCAGUCGUAAGAAAGGACAGCAUAGUUCUGAUCACUCUAAAUCUCGCUCAUUUAGUCCUGGCAAACAGUCUGUUUUAAAUUCAGGUAGUACCCGAUCUCAUGGGAGUGAUCACCACAAAGAACGCCAACGGCCCAAAUCUCCAAGGGAUUCAGAAAGUAACUGGGACUCUCCUUCUCGCGCACCCUCAUUUCCAAGUGGACAACACUCCAACCAAGCUUUUCCCCCUUCUUUAAUGUCUAAAUCUAGUUCAAUGCUUCAGAAGCCAACAGCUUAUGUGCGGCCAAUGGAUGGGCCAGAAUCGAUGGAACCAAAGCUGUCUACUGAACACUACAGCAACCAGUCACAUGGUACUAGUAUGACCGACCUAAAGCCGAAUAGCAAGGCACAUUUAACAAAAUUGAAGAUACCUUCCCAGCCAAUGGACGCCUCAGCAUCUGGUGAUGUGAGUUGCGUGGAUGAAAUUCUAAAAGAGAUGACACACUCAUGGCCUCCCCCACUCACUGCUAUUCACACACCAUGCAAAACUGAGCCUUCCAAAUUUCCGUUCCCCACAAAGGAUGCACAACAAACUAGCUUUUCAUCAAGUGAACAAAAAAGAUACCAUGCAUCAAUGAAAACUGCUAAUGGUCAUGCACCUAAAUCUACAUUGAAGGAUGACUUAAAACUGAGCAGUAGUGAAGAUAGCGAUGGAGAUCAGGAUUGUGAUAAAACUAUAGCAACAAAUGCUCCAGGAAGUAAUUCAGAACCUUCACAACAUAAUAGUGAGGGAGCUGAAAACUCCAGGGAUGACUCAAGCAGCCGUAGUGGAUCAGAAAGCAGCUCUGGGUCAGAUUCUGAGAGUGAAAGCAGCUCUAGUGACAGUGAGGCAAAUGAACCGUCACGUUGUGCCUCACCAGAGCCGGAGCCACCAUCAAACAAGUGGCAGUUGGAUAACUGGUUGAACAAAGUAAAUCCACAUAAAGUAUCUCCUGCUUCUUCAGUAGAGAGUAAUAUUCCCUCAUCACAAGGAUAUAAAAAGGAGAGUCAAGAACAGGAAACAGGAGCUGGAUAUAUUGAGCCAAGUGGGCCCAAGGAAUCAAAUCCUCCAACUCCAGUCAGAGAGUCUAAAGUGGCACAAAAAGGCUCUGAUGGCAGCCGUGGGAGACAGAAGUCUCCAGCACAAAGUGAGAGCACAGCACAGAGGAGAACAAUAGGAAAAAAGCAGCCUAAAAAACCUGAAAAGACAGCUGUUGAGGCACCAAGAGGAGGGCUCAAAAUAGAAAGUGUUACUACAGUAGGAAUGACAAGCAGCCUACCACCUAAUAGACACAAGGCCGCCACAAAAGGCUCUCGAAAGCCCAACAUAAAGAAGGAACCCAAGUCUUCACCUCGCCCUGCAACAGAGAGGAAAAAGUGCAAGCCUUCAAGUAAACCAUCACAGAAAUCCAGAGAAUUUGUUGAAACAGAUACCUCAUCCUCUGAUUCUGAAAAUGAGAGCCUUCCACCUUCAUCCCAAACGCCCAAAUAUUCAGAUAGCAUUAGGACUCCACCAAUGAAACCCUCUGAGGAGGAUGAUAGCUUUUUUCGGCAACGUUUGUUCUCUCCUAUGGAAGAGAAGGAACUUCUGUCACCACUUAGUGAACCUGAGGACAGAUACCCCCUUAUUGUAAAAAUUGAUUUAAGUCUGUUAUCCCGUAUACCAGGGAGGCCUUAUAAAGAAGUUGAACAACCGAAGGUUGAAAAGAGUGCGCCAGAGAAGCACCCAAAAGAAGCCCAGAAGCAAGCUGAGAAGCCUUCCAGCAAAGGAAAGCGGAAACACAAGAAUCUUGAUGAAAUUCGGGAGAGUGAAAGCAAGAAAACCAAACUGGAUGAGAAGACUUCCAGUCAGAAAGUGUCAAAUAAAGAGUCUGCGAAGCAGACCCCAGUAAAAGAAAAAGAGCCACUACCAUCUCCUGUCCCACCUGCAUUACCGAAGGAUUCUAAGGCAGAUCACGGAACACGCAAAAGAACAGUCAGCCAGUCAUCCCUAAAAUCUGGCAGUAGUAGCUCUACCAAGGAAAGCAGCACCAAAAGUAGUUCCUCAGCGAAGCAGAAAAAGAUAGAAGGAAAGACUUCGAGCAAUGUCAAGGAUACUAAGGAGAAAGUUGCAAACAAUGCACCUUCUGUCGCAUUCAUACCACCCGUAGACAACUUGAAAUCCCGAAGAGCAAAGUUAACAUUUGAGGAGAGAAGCCAUUCAGCUGAUCAUUACUUGCAAGAAGCCAAGAAACUGAAGCACAAUGCAGAUGCGUUGUCUGACCGGUUUGAGAAAGCAGUGUAUUACCUUGAUGCUGUGGUUUCUUUCAUCGAGUGUGGAAAUGCAUUAGAAAAGAGUGUACAAGAGUCAAAGUCACCAUUUCCUAUGUAUUCUGAAACAGUGGAAUUAAUUAAGUACACUAUGAAAUUGAAAAGUUAUGCAGCACCAGAUGCUACAGCAGCUGAUAAAAGACUUGGAGUUCUUUGUCUUCGUUGUCAGUCUCUUUUGUAUCUUAGACUCUUCAAACUGAAGAAAGAGAGCGCUUUAAAAUAUUCUAAAACCCUAACAGAGCACCUAAAAAAUUCAUUUAGUAACGCUCAAGCUCCAUCACCUGGUAUAGGAAGCAAAUCUGUCAGUAUGCCUUCUCCAGUAUCCCCAAAGUUGUCUCCUGGAAAUUCAAACAAUUACUCCUCCAGUGUGUCCAGUUCCUCAGGUAGUACAUCUUCUGUGACCAUUCCUCAGAGGAUCCACCAGAUGGCCGCAAGCUACGUUCAAGUUACAUCCAAUUUUCUGUAUGCUACUGAAAUCUGGGACCAAGCCGAACAGUUGUGUAAAGAACAAAGUGAGUUUUUUAUGGAACUGGAUAAAUUUAUGGGUCCCUUGAUCUUUAACUCAAGUACCAUGACAGAACUAGUACGUUACACUCGCCAAGGUCUGCAUUGGUUGCGUCUGGAUGCCAAGUUGAUAAAUUGAGGGAAAACCGUACUUUUGGAAUCAGAACAUUUUUUUUUUGCUGCCUCCAAGCUUUCUCCACAACACUGUGUCCAGAAGAGAAGGAAGACUGCCAUAACACAUUGGUCGUCAUUAAGGGCAAAACUUGCACGUCUUGGUUUCAGCCAUAUCCAAGUAAAGGAAGAAGAAGAAAAACAUUAUCUUGCUAAAAAGACAUCUUCAGUCUUCAUUUUUUAUUUAAAAAAUUAUUUAAAAUAGUUUUUAUAGUAGCAUUAUCAAAUUUUUUUUUCUGGCUCCCUUUACAGAGGGAUUAAUAUUCCUGAUAUCAUGCACAACAUAUUUUAAACCUAUUUAUUUUAUUAAGCUUACUGCAAAUAGUUAAAUAUGCCGAAGGAAGUUGUAUUCCCUUCUUCACUUACAUACUCCAGCAGUGCAGGUUAUGCAGCCAUUGCACCCUGAUCUGCAAUGAAUUGUACAUUGAAAGACAAUAUUUCUGCAUUUUCCUAUUGCUGGGGCAAUUUGUAGGGUUAAAAAUCUAAGAUUAUGAAUGGUAAAUCACAAAUUGUGGCUUUUACAGGUGAUGAGGUUACAUUUUAUGAAUCUCCUACCAAUUUAGCCUUCUAAGUACUUUAUAUGAUAACUUAUGCAUUUCGGUUUUCUAAUGGUUUGGGCUUUGUUACUUUGUACUGUCUUCUUGUGUCAGAGACCAGAAUAAAGCUCAGUGGAGUUUUUUUUUUUUUUUUAAGUGAUAGGUACUUCUAAUACCAAACACACACACAAUAUAUGAACUGCUUUUAUUUCAGGAAAAAACCCAGAGGUAUUCUUUUUAAGUAUAUAUAUAUAUAUAUAUCAGAUAAGCAAGAGAGAAUUAUUAAGAGAAAAUAUAUACAUAUAUAAACGUUUAGGUGUUAGUGUAUUUUUCAGGGAAAAUUUAGACCACUUGAUUUAAAACACUAACAAUAUAGCACACAGGCCUUUAUACAUUAGCCUGUGAAAAGCUUAUCACAGAGUUUAUCGCCAAACUGCAAUUAAAAUCAUUGUAGAUGUUUUUAAAAUAAAUUUAUAGUAAACUUUUUAAAGGCAAAAUAUGGUUUUAAAUUUGCAUUAAAUGCUAUAUACAAAUAGGUUAAACAGGGUACACUUUUUAUUUAACAGAACUAUACCUACCUAGUAUAGUUAAAAAUGUAAUUGAUGGACUAAAUUACAGUGUAACUGCUAAAUUCUUACUAUUUUUAAAUGCAUCUUAAUGAAUUUUAAAGCUUAUUAAUUAUAUGGUCUACAAAAUGAAUCUGUUUCUGGCCUUUGUGCUUUAUUUAUAACGGAUUAUCCUUCUGCAGCCUAUAGUUGAAAUGUUGCUGUGUUGUAUCAUCACUGCAAUUCAAUUAUAGCAUUUAUAGUGUGUUUCACUGUCCUUUUUGAUGCCCAAUAGAUAAGCUUAAAUUCAAUAAUUUUCACUCAAUUAAAAUAGUUUUUUAGUUUUAGCUACUUCAUUAUCAUCUGUCUGUAUAAAUAGGCAAUUACUGUAUUGCAAAUUAUACAAAAGAUGAAACUUACUAAUAUUUUUCAUACCUCCAAUGCAUCCUAAUAAAAUGGGUGUUUUGCAAGUUUGUUGGUGUUAUUAAUUAAAUAAAAAUUUUUGCCAAUCCACCUAUCACAGCUUUAAAGGAUGAAGUCAAGCUUGCCUUCUGGUGUACAAACCUGCUACUCAUCAUUUUCCUGUUUUAUAAAGCAGUUCUUAUUUAGAUUUAUGUUACACUGCAGGUCAUCUUCAUCUAAUAAAAUGAAAAUGCAAGCUUGCUUUAAAUAGGACAUCUGUUUAGAUGGACCAUUUCCUAAAGCCCAUACCUGUAAGAUUGCAGCAAAUUUGCAUUCAGAUUUCAGGACCUGUUAUUGCCAAAGACCAGUUAUCAGUUGAUCUCUAAACAUGCACUUUUUUCAUUCAUUGAUAUUUAAACAGCUUGCAAAACACCAUUUUUAUCUUAUGUUUGAAAGUUGGAGGGUUUUAAUAUUUUAAAUAUGGCCCUUCAAGUAUUAAGUGAAUGGUACUGAACACAGAUUUUGUCACCCUGUUUAUUUUAACAAAAUAAUUGUGUUCCUGCUUACGUAUUACAGAAGUAAAGCAAACAUUUAUCUCUA